Aureobasidium vineae is the source of this 2964-nucleotide messenger RNA. Lineage: Eukaryota; Fungi; Ascomycota; Dothideomycetes; Dothideales; Saccotheciaceae. The record is from the annotation of a GenBank genome assembly.
AUGGUCACCUUGUUCCGCGCCGCUAUUCCCUCGCUCGAACGCCGCUCCUUUGCCGUCUGGGAUCCUUCCGCCGUUGACUACGAAUCAACCUCGGGUGCUCUCAUCGCUCAGAACUAUCCUGGAUUGUGGAAAGAUUUGGAAAGACUCAACGACCUAGUGUCAAUACUGCGCAAUACUUUGACGAUUGGAGAGAAGGCUCAGGAUCUGGCUGCCGAGUGCACCUUCGACCAAGAGAUAUUCAGACUGAUCAACUGUUGCGUGCGAGUCACGGCUAGAGGCUUUGAUGGCGAUGCUGGUACAGGCGACGAGGAAAAGUGGCAGUGGAUUGUCAAUGCCUACAAGAAGCUUCUUAUAACUUCUUUACAAUUUCUAAACAACUUGGUCGCUCGCAACGAACGAAGGAAGCUGAUGCUAUGGGUCGCCCUCUUCGACAACUCAACCGAAGGCAUUCUGGCUGAAGAUGCCGACGAUGCUACUGGAGGUCAACCUGCUCUCGGCGAGAUGCCCAAACCACCUGUCUCCACCGGUGACAUUCUGGUUGCGCUGGGCGAGACAAGCAAGGCUACUUACGACGCUGCACAAGACGCCUUGAAUGCGAAACGACUACUUGCGAAUAAGGAUCAAAUGAAACCGCCAUCGAGGCCUGUAUCUGGCUAUGUAUUGUUUGUCAGGCAACAUCAAGCAGAGACCAGAGAGGCUCUUGGCCCAACUGCCACUCCGGACAGCGUUGCAAAAGCUCUGGCUGCCAGAUGGAGUAUCUUGUCAGACAAAGAAAAGAUAACAUACAACAAGCAAUACGACGCACUUGCGCAACAGUACGAGAAGGAACUGGCCGCUUAUCAGGAUGCCCGUCGUCUCGCACAAGCCGAAAAGGACAAGUCUGAUAGAGCGCACGCAAAUCAGGUUGCUGCGCGUAUUGCACAUAUCGAGGAGCAACUUGGUGAUCGCAUGAAGCCCGAAGGUACAAAGGUCGUCCCGAUGGAACCCCCGGUUUAUAACGCAGAUGGAGCCAUCGCUUUUCCGGACGAGAAAACUUCUACAGGACCUAGACCGGUGGCAGAGGACGACUAUAAGAUGAUGUUCACAGCCUCGGCAGGAGCAAAGAUCCUCGAGAGUGGCAAAUCAGAACUCAUGAAAAGACUUGAAAGCUAUCCCGUUCCACCACCGCAACAAGCUCAAAUCGCAAGCCCGGCUUCACCCAUAGCUUCUCCAGCUUCACCAGUAUACGAGAACCGGACGGAUGAGGAUGACGUAGGCUUAGACGAAGAAAGCGAGGAGGAAGAAAGCGAAGAUGAGGACGAGUAUCCUGGAUCUAGCGAGGAUGGACGUGGCCUCUUGACCGAUGUCCCGCUAAUUCUGGGUCCGUCGGAAAUCGAAGUGUUACCCAUGAUCGUCAUGUCUGGAAUCGUCCCGCCUGCAAAAUCCACACAAGCUGGUACAUCGACCGAAGAGACUAAUGCCAUUGUCAAUAUGCAUACAGUCAGAUGUCAUUUACUACUGGCUCAAGACAAUGGUAAGAACUUGUUGAGAGAGCUCUUAAUAUUCGUUGCUGCUUGGGACCUGCGAGAGGAAGAGCUCUACUUCAAAUUCAUGGUCAAGAUCAUGGAAGCGAUUUUGGUAAAUGGCUUGAUGCCUUAUGCAUACCACGCCUUCCGAGACAAGUCCAGGUCCAAGGAUAUUAUCUCACCGGCCCAAGCAGUGAUUAUGAAGCUGCUCACAAAUAUCUUCAGAUCAAGAGCUGAGGCUUCCAAGACGAAUCCUCAACCCAGUGAUUCGUAUCCUCUCAGAGUCGACGUUCACAUCGUCAACUUUAUCUUUACCGAAUUCCGCCAGCAUAUCAUUCCGCAAACAUGUGCACUCAUCUUCUUGCAAGGCAAGAUUCAUCAAAACUUGGCCUCGCCCGAAGACUUCCCGCUAAAUCUGUGGGACAUGGAGCGUAUGUAUGAAGGCGUGUACCAGUAUCUUGAAUUCUUCGCCGUGCUCACCGAAGAGAGCAUUUGGAAGGAUGUGAUGGCACAGUGGGAAGUUGCGAGCGAGCUUGUGACGUUACUCAAGGAAUUGGAAGCUGCGAUCCCCAAACUUGGACCCGGAGGCACCUCACAUGGACCCAUUCCAAGACGCCCGGCUCCUCAUCAACAGAACCACAACUACCAAUCACCAGCUCAUAACUACCCACCUCCGCCGGCACCGCCCCAGAACCUCAAGCCCCUGCCUAUAAGUGUGGAACGACCAUUUGAUCUCUCCCCAGACUUGGCCAACACCCUUCCACCGCUUCCCGUCCCACCAACGGAGGCGAAUACUCAGCCCCCAAACAACACAAUUUUCGAAGCCGAGACGCCCUUGGCUUACCCAGAGGAUCCGCAAGAUGAGCCUUCGGACUUUGAGUGGCGCAAUCUUAAGAAGUUGACGGUACUCGUGCUUUCCUCGCUGAUCUGGAAGAACCGCAAAGUGCAGGAUCAGGUACGCGAAUAUGGGGGUCUGGAAGCGCUGGUCGGUUGCUGCCGCCACGAUGAACAUAACCCGUACAUCCGCGAACAUGCAAUCAUGUGCCUUCGCUUUGCAGUCGAGAACAACGAGGACAACCAAGCCGUGAUCAAAGACAUGGCUGGCAUGGCAGCAGCAGGCGAAACCCGCAUGCCCACCUACGCCGAGAUCCCACACGGCAAACUCACCCAUCCCGAUCAACUGAUCCCAUUCCAAGUCCCACCUGUGCCUCAAGAGGUGCUCGACACCAAUGGCUACGAAACAUUUAUGGACGGAAAAGGCCAAGUCGGACUUAGAAGGAAAGACAUCGGCCAGUUGUCCUCAGGACCUCAGAAGCCCAGACCUCACCCCAAGAUGACGGCAGAGAAGGCAGCAGAGCUCAUGCAGACCGCCUUGCGCGACCUUCCUCUUGGCGACAAGAUCUUGCUUGAUAAAGAGAAAAAGGAAGCACUUGCCAAGUUGGAUAGAGCAUUCUCUUAG